CAUGGCUGCGAGGCGCUACGGCGACCUAGACGCCCUCCACCUCGCGAUGUGAGAACCCGCAAACGGUCCUCGAACGAUCGCUCGCAACGAUCCCACGCGUUUCUUUUUUUUUCUUCGCUCCCCCUACGACUAUUUUCUCUUUUUAUCGUAACGAGCCGCGACGUCCGACACAUCGCAAGGACGACAGUUCUCCGACGCGACGGUGCCAGUAGUACAUGCAUCGCGAUCGUCUCGGAUCUACGACCUCGCGACUCGGGAAGAUACUCGACGAGCGCGCAAGUCUCCGGGAAAAAUUCGUUCCUCUUACUCACGAAGCUGGAGGAAUCGUCCAACAUGUUUGUCUGAAUCCCGUUUACGCUCCGACAGAAGUAGAUCGUGUCCGGGACGUACGGUAUGAUAUCGUUGCGUCACGAGGAUUGGAAACUUGGAAGGAUUCUGGCUCUGCUUCCGCUGUAAUCGAGGGUGAACGUUCCGAGUUACGAGUGAUGCAAUGUGGAAUCGGUUCGACGAGACGUCGUGAAAAAGGAUACGAGCGAUUCGCUUCGUGGACAACGCGAUGUGACGAGACGAGUGGUCAGAAUUUCGAAGGAAAAACGAGUUGUAUGAUCGUGCGUCUCGUGGCGAAGCCGAACGAAGCAUUCCCGCAGCGAGACGAUAAUUGCAUUCCCUGUUAAUAAAUUCGUCGAGGAAUGUAGAGAAUUCACCUCGCGAAGACGUUGUAUAUAAAUGUUGAGAGAUCGUGGACCAUGAGCUUGCUCUUAGCGGGUGGACCUGUAGGCUAACAAUUCUAUAUUAAAUGUUUUCACGAUAUUUAUCGCGAGUCAGUAACCUUUAGAAGAAUUCGAUCGACGAAGGAUGACGUAGAAAUGAUCAACGGAUCGUGUGUACAUGUUAUCAGCUUGUAUUAUGACUACUGUGGUUCUCGUGGACACGUUGGUUCAGUGAAAGGGUGAAAUGCACACAUUGGAUUAUGCUGCAAUAGACGGUAUACAGGAUUCUCGAUGAUCCAGCAGUCGUGGCAAUGAUUUUACUGGCGUACGGCUGGAUCCCCGUCGGGAUCGUCUGGUGCAUCGUGGUUUGACAACCGCCUUGACGAACAGUACGCCAGUAACACGAGUUACAGUUCAAAAGGCCGAUGCGUUUAUCGACGAAACGGUGGCUUCUACUGCUUAGGCCGAGCGAACGAGAGGAAGACGACGACAAGGAAGAAGAAGAAGAGGAAGAGGAAGAAGAAGAAGAAGAAGAAGAAGAAAAAAAAGAAGAGGAGGAGAAGCGUGCUCGAGGAAAGCGCGCGCAUCUCGUUUGAUUUACUUCUCUUUUCCCCUCUCGUCUGGACGCGUGCAGCAGCCCGUGGCGUGCACGUGCGUGUGUACAGUGUCCGAGGAACCGACGAUGGAAUAUCGGUGAAGUCACGAGGUCACCGCAGAAUGCCUGAGCCGAGGGCGAAGCGCUGCAAACACUGUGACGAGUCUGGCCACAGGUUGGACAGCGGCUCCCCGUUCUGGAGGAUUCAGCUCGAUCAGGAUCUCCUGGACACCAUCAGCGCGAUAUACCCGGAGUGGUUUAAGGACUACACUAAUACCCGAGCCUCGACCUCGUCCUCGCCCGGCACCGCUUCCGAUGGUCAGUUGAACGCCGAGGGCAUCGUGGCCGCCGACGCUAGUGCCGUCCCCGAAUACAAGGUCACCAAAGGUGACGCAAAGUCGACGAAGUCGAAGGCGAAAAAGGCGGACAGCCUCAAGGACAAGGAGAGGGACCGGAAGGAAGCCAGACGGGAAUCCAAAGACGAGAGGGACGGUGGAAACGGCAAGAAGGGGACGAAGCCCUCGCCGCAGCAGGACAAAGUGGCGGACGUGGCAGGAAGGAAGACCGCGGGUGGUGUUCCAGGAUCGCAACAAGGCGGAGAGAUGGCCGAGGGUAAUCAGUCGCCGCCGAAGGCGGAGGUCGACGACUCGCCGCUUCAACACGCCAUGGAUCGCAACAAGGAAUCGCUGAAGGUGAAGCUGAUGCUGAGACGACCCAUCAAUCAGCUGGUUGCACAAGGUAUCAUGCCACCUUUGAAGACGCCACCGGCGUUUCACGAGCAACGCAAGCAACUGGAGCGGGCGAAAACCGGUGACUUGCUGAAGGCGAAGAUCCAGCAGAGACCGGGCCGGGAGGAGCUGGUCAGGCAGCACAUCCUUGAGGAUGUGGGUCACGUGGACCCGAGCCUGGCCGAGAGGCAACGGAUGCUGAAGAAGGCCAGGCUGGCCGACCAGCUGAACGACCAGCUAAGUCAUCGACCUGGACCGCUCGAGCUCAUUCAAAAGAAUAUUCUCCACACGGAGGAGCCCAUUGAAAGGGCGGUCAAAGAGGGGCACAUUCCCUUCAAAGCCACCUGCGAGGGCCAGGUAACGAAGCCCCAACACCCGGACCACUACAUCACCUUUGAGGAUGACUCCCAGAGCUCAGAAGGUGCACCCUCGCCGCAGCUGGAGUCGCGAUCGGACGUUCUCGAGACAGCGGCGGCCUCGGCGGGUAUAGUGACCGUCUCCCUUAGUAUCCCGACAACCGGCGGUGCCGUGGUCGUGUCUUCCACGUCACCAGUCUUCCAGCAAGCGUCGAACGAGUCGACGAUACAAACGUUCGCGGAGCUUUGCAACACUGUAGUCGGUUCGCAACAGCAACAAUCUCAGCAGCAGCCGCAGCACAAUCAGCAACAUGCUUCCACGCAGGCGAGUCAGACGAACGGUCCAUCGACGACGACCCUCCUUCCACUGGCGCCGGCGCCGAGUCCGAUGUCCUUGGGUUCGACCACGUCCAGCCUGAGUCCCCUUUCCAAUAUAUCGAUAGCGUCGCCGCCGGCACCACCGCCGGCCGCCAUCACCCCCAGGCCCCAACCGAGCCCUAUAGCCGCCGCAGCCGCCUCCACGUGUCAAAGGAGCGACGCGCCCGGCAAGGAUAAGAACAGGAAGAAGUCGAAGACUAAGAGCCAACCGAAGACUCGCACCAUCAAAUUUCACGAGUACAAAGGCCCUCCAAAUGCACAGAAGACCUCGGUGUCGUCGACGACUUCCGGCCUCGGUUCGGCUCCGCCCGGCGAGACCAGCUACGAGCUUCUCCUCCAACAACAACAGCUAUUCCUCCAGUGGCAGCUCGAAUGGCAGCACAAGUAUCCUCAGAUCAUUCUACCAGCGGCGCAAAAGCCGUUGUCCCUUAACAGCAGCAACGCUAGCGAUGCUGGAAGCAAUAGCAACAGUUUGAACGUGCCAAGCCCCGCGCCCUCGAAUUCCUCUAACAACCCCUCGGAGCAACCUCCGUUAAGGCCACUUGGCAAAUUAGAGGAUAUGAAAGUAAGUGAUCUCAAAGUGGAACUGAAACGUCGGAACUUGCCGGUGUCCGGCUCGAAGCCGCAGCUGAUCGAGCGGUUAAAGCCGUUCACGGAAUCGUCCAGCGGUAAUUCGACGUCUAGUUCGAACGGGCCGCACGUGACGCAUAUGGGUCACAUAUUGAUGGACACCCCGGGGCCGGUCACGUCCGAUGACUCUAGCUCCCACGCGAAGAGUCCCGGAUCCAUGAUCAAAGAUGAACCGAACAGUCCUCGGACGGACUCGCCCCACGGCAGCGAACACGAUGACCCAUCGAGCCCUCCAGCCCGUGUUUCAGGGGACGAUAUAAUCAAAGAACAGCGGAAGCGGAUAGAGGAAUUGCAACGCGAACUGUUCAAGUCGCAACAACAGCUUCAACAGAUCCGACAGACGCAACCAUCGGUUCACGCCGACAAGCUAGUGUUGCAGCAACGCAUCCAGAACAAAAUGCAGCAACAGCAGCUGGCGCUACACCUGCAGCAGUUACAGAAUCUACAGCAACAACAACAACAGCAACAGCAGCAGCAGCAGCAGAAUCACCAACAGUCGCAACAGCAGACUCAACAACAACAUGCAACGUUCCAGCAACUGAACGCGAAAGCCAGUUUGGCUGCGUUCUUGCAAGCACAGCCGAACAAUACUGCUACCAUUCUAGACCCUUCUAAUUUAACGGCGAUUAAUAACAAGAAGAACCAAACGAAGAACAACGCGACUGUGCAAAUCCCCGCUGCGAUAGUUUUCAAUCUACCUAAACCUACCAAGAUGAAUAGCACUCUGUUGAGUGCAUUGGUAGCGCAGGCACAGGCGCAACAGCAACAACAUCAGCAGCAACAGCAGCAGCAACAGCAAGCUACUACGACUGAGGAUGGAAAACCACCGCCACCUCAGUACGAUGAAGCCGCGAAAUUGUUAAAGGUGAAAAUUGAGCCAGUCCAGAAGAGUCAUAUCAAAAGUCAGGACGUAGACGACGUGCUCGAGAUUCUAAUAAAGAACGGCGAAUUACCGGCAAGCGCGGCACAGGAUCCAACGACCUUGUCUACUCCGAACAGGCAGCUUCAACAGAACUUAGUGUUCACGGCACCAGCGGAUAGCCGAAGCCACUCGUUGGUGUUCACUGCGGCUAGUCCGAUCAGUCCGAUCAGUCCCAUCGCGAUGGAGGUCACCCAGAGCGAUUGCGUGAGUUCACCUGCACCGGCGCCACCGCCCCCGCCACCAUUGCCUUUGGCAACGUUCUCUAUACAACUGCCGACCGCGUUGCAACAGUUGCAGCAACAGGAAGAGAUCUCAUCGUUCAGUACGGACCUGCUCGCCUCCGAGGGCGACUUGGACACUGCGAUGCUUCUCAGCCCACAGGAGGCCCAGCAAGCGUCGCCCGAUCCUCAACCCCCGCAAGAAGUCACAUCGUCGGACAACGCGAACUUAGAUUUAAAGGGACUUGGGAUAGACCUCGAAACCCUCGACACAAUGGACUUCAGCCAACUGGACUGCGAUCUCGGAGUGAAAAUGGAAACACCACAAGAACUAAUGGAUAUCGGUGACAUACCGAUGGACGUUGAGGAUUCUGACUGGCUCGAUUCUCUGAUGCGGCAGUCUCCUCCGACAUCCUCCACGACCACGGUGUCGAAUCAUCACUCGGCACCACCGACGAGUUUAUCAAGCGGGGCAGACAUUUACGAUCCACUGUUGACUAGCAGUCAGGAUCCGUUCGAUUUGUUCAAUAUGGAGGAUUCGGAUUUCAAGAUGUCCUCUGAUUUAUCUAUGACUUGGGAUAAGGUCGACUUCAUGGCCUAGCCCGAGGUUCUACCUCGGGGCUCGGCACUGUGUACUUAAUCAGCGAGAGAAUGCUGAGAGGAGAAAAAGAUGAUGCGAGACACAGAAACGUGCUGCGGACCCGAAGACGUAACAAGUGCUACACAAGUGUUGUGACUACGUCUGUGUCUAUCUUUCUUUCUCCCUAAUUUUUUUCUAGUGCAUGUUCAACGAUCCGUUUAGCAGAUACUUGCCCCUGACACUGUUACCUAAACUCCAACGCUAAUGGACGGAUCGAAUCGUACUUACGCGUGGUACUUACGUUUCGUACGGGAAAACACUACGAGUAAAUAGCUGUACAAUUUUCAUGGAAAUUGAGAACUUUUUAGGUGAGUAAUUUAAUGAAACAAGAGAAAAUGAAAAAAAAUGUGUGAAUAAUGAUAUGGUGCACAAUAUCGUUAGAAGAUCGUGAAAAGACGCGAGGGCGAGAACAUAACGAGACCACGAAGCAAUCUUUCAAAAGAUUUUGUAUAAUAGAGAAUAACAUAGUUAUCAGUGUCGCGUAUUAUACUUCUGUCUUCCUUGGUCAGUAUGAGAACCAAUGCACGGAACCCUCGUUCUUUCAUUUCGCGACAUUCGAUCGAGCGUUCGUUGGGAGUAUCGUUUGUUCCGAUCUUCGGAAUCUCGAUCGAACGAAAACAGUAUCACGUAGCUCGAUCGAUCGUUCGAGAACGUAAUGAACGGACAAAAGCGAAAAAUGAACGUAACAGCGAGAAGAAAUUCGCUGGAACGAUAAACAAAAGUAACGACGGACGAGUCCCGUUGACCGGCAAAACAAGAAGAUGUCUUCAAAAUUCUCCAAAGAAUCUCUUUACGAGCGCUUUUAGCUAGUUUUUACUAUCCAAUCGUGUGUUGCUUGAGUUUUAAUAAUUUGCGAAUAGCGUGUGUGUUAAACAGGAAAAAAAAAUGGGAAAGUUGCGCAACGCGUUUUUCUCGUGUGCCUCCACUUCCCAAUAUUACUCUUCCUCCCUUGACAUCCGCCCCAUCCAAGACUUUACGGAAUCUUACUCAAUCACAACGAAUGUAAUCGGGAUAAUUAUUUAUCGUAAUAUAACUUAUACAUACGCGUAUAUCCACGAACACACAGAAUCAAUUUCGACGGCUUUCCCGCACAGUUAUUAUACGUGUAAUUUUUCUAAGGCAGAGCAUGUGAUGUUAGACGUUACACAUACAUAUUUUAAUCAAUAAUCGCAUUAGGAAUUCAUUCGCGGAAUGGGUGCGGACAAAAAGGUGUAUAUCGAUGUCUGGGUAUCGUGCGGUUCUCCUGUUCAUUCGUUCCCCUCUACGAAACUUUUUUGUUGUUUUUGUGACAUUCCAUGAUUCCGCAACUCGCAAACAAGUAUGAGAUCGAAGCUACGCGUAACGCGAGCCGCGCUUUUGUAUGAUUUUAAUACAAAAGUGAAAAAGGGAUUCGUCUCAGAAUCUUGACAGGCCGAUCGAAGUCAUAUGGAAUUUUAUAUUCUCUCUUAUAUCAUGCAAAGAAGAUUGCACGUGUUUCUAUGUAUAUAAAUUUAACUAUAGACAACUUCACGACUACGUUUUGUCGAACGUACACGGGAAAGAAGAAGAGUGCUGUGCCUCGCAUUUUUCUGAGACAUUCCUCGCAGAACCAAGCGGCUUCGUACGCCGAUGUUAACGAUAAAGGAUCGCACUGCCUAAAUCGAUAAUAAAGAGCAAAAGUGACGAAUGCCAGUGGACAGUGUUAACGGAUGUUAUUAAUAAGCGUCGAAAUGUAUGUGAGUGCAUCGAAACGGUGUCAGCGUACGUGAUCAGCGAUGGUGCUAAUCGAAACCCCAGUUAGAAAUAUCAGUCCCCGAGACGUCGCGAUCGAAUCGCGAAGCACCCUUCGCCUUCGGAAUGAAUUUUUUUUAAACUUCCGAAUCAAUUUCAGUUAGUUGAAAAUUCGCGGUGAAGAUCAUGCUUCGGCGAUUCCGUCGGAUUAACGUAAGCGUGUUACCCUUUAUUUUCACGAUCGAUAAUGGCACUUCGCUCAUGCAUCAUCCUCGUUCAUCCCACAUCGCACAAUGAAGCAGCAAAAGUAUGCAACAUUCCAAACGUUCACAAACAAUAGAGAAACCACCACCUGUUGGCCUCGGGACACCAUGUUCUCGUAGAAACAGCGAAGAAGCCAGAGUCACCCUCUUAAUCCGCGAUUGUCCCUUAUGCCACGUACCAAUCGCGUUUAUUGUCCGCUGCGAACGAUCCCGGGACCGUGAGCGCAGUCGAAACGUUGAACGAAAUUUCUGAAUCAGUGUGACAGUGACUCCAGGCGAAUAGAAACUGUAGCCGCUAAUCGGUUAUCAUUUAAGUAAACUCGAGGGUCGAUUUAUAUUCAAAAUCCGUGCAUUUAAGUAUCGAAACCGAUUCCCCUUUACUUUGUUCGUUUGUUUGAACAUUAGAAAUCGCUUCGUAAUCGUGCUACUAACUCUGCAUUUAAGUUCUAAUCGCGGGAAUAGAUAACGCGAGAGAAUUCAGGAGAGAGAAAGAGAGUAAGGAAGAGAGAGAGAGAGAGAGAGAGAACAUGGUGCGCAGAUUCGGGAUAAGAGAAGUCGUGCCAAAAAUCUUCCCUUGUCGCUGCGUAUCGCUUCGUAUUUAGAAAUCAUAUCACCCGUUGCCAUGACAAUAAAGAGUUUGUAAAAUACUGUAUCAUACCUGAAUCAGCGUGCUGCCGAUGCGUUUCCGAAAGGUGAGCUUUCGCCAUGAUGGAAGAGCGAAAGCUGAGUCUUCAAUCGAGCGGACGAUGAAAUCGUAUCACGCUAUCCAUCGGCCUGCGGCAUACGAUCCCUCAUAUUUUUCGUUUCGCUCUUUGUUUAAACGUAUCGCAGCAAGUAUCGUUGCUUAGCAUUGCAAUCGUGUAAUUAUUUCACUUUCUUCGAAUCAUGAAUCAUGAGAUCUAUCGAUGAUUGAUUGAUUUGUCAGGCUGUGCGAAUCUGGUAGUCUGUUGUGAGGCGCGUGCGAGUGUUAUGUUUGUAUAAUCCAGCGUGUGAAAGUGUCGAUGAGUAUAAGUGAAUAAUGAUAAAAACGAGAACGGAAUAAGCGGGCGAUCACACGCGUCCGUUCGUAAAGGUCUUUUUGCAAUAACUACUUGCGAUGACAUCGGUCGCGUCGGAAGUAACGUUAAAUCGAAAGAGAGAAUGUACUACGAGCACACGCGAAUGCAUGGACUAAGUACAUACACACAUAUGAUACAAUCACAACAUAUUUUGUAUGAGCAUGCGAAAAAGAAGAAGGUAUAACUUUUGUUAAGUAUCUAUGAAUUUAUUGUAAUGACGUACGUUUAAGUAAUGGUCACGUAAUUAUUGCUAGAGAGAGUGUUAUUUAUUUUUAUUUGUUGCAAAUUUAUCGAUUGCCUUCCAUUUGAGUAAAUAAAUAAAUCUAAAGUUAUUUA
Molecule: messenger RNA, 8544 nt
Organism: Ceratina calcarata
Lineage: Eukaryota; Metazoa; Arthropoda; Insecta; Hymenoptera; Apidae
Product: MKL/myocardin-like protein 2
Exons: 14
Coding region: 1428-5138 (1236 amino acids)
Biological process (GO): positive regulation of transcription by RNA polymerase II
Cellular component (GO): nucleus
Molecular function (GO): transcription coactivator activity
Source: RefSeq, a predicted model, not a curated record